GGGGAAUAUGAGAGUAAACCCGAGACCAAAAUAUUGAACUCGUACAGAAGAGAGAUAAAAAAAAACCUGCGUCGUCGAAAUGUCAAUAAAGCAGCCGAAGCAGUCUGUUCUCAACCCGCAAGUCCCUUUAGCAGUAACCAUCCUGGGUGGACUUCAUCCAGGUGAGAUGGUUCUGAUCCAGGGCUCUGUUCCAGGUGAUGCAGACAGGUUUCAGGUGGACUUCAUGGUCGGCUCCAGUACCAAACCCAGAGCAGACGUUGCGUUCCACUUCAACCCACGCUUUAAGAAGAACCAGAUCGUCUGCAACACCCUGCAACAAGAGUACUGGGGUAGAGAAGAGAUCCACUAUCAGAUGCCGUUCAGAAAGGGGGCAGAAUUCGAGAUCAUCGUGCUGGUAGAGAAAGAUUUGUACAAGGUGGCAGUAAAUGGUUCUCAUGUGCUCGAGUACAAGCACAGAAUAGACCUGUCCAGGGUGGACACACUGGGUGUAUUUGGGAAGGUUCAUAUCCAGGCCAUCGGGUUCAUUCCUGUCACAAGUUCUACCAGUUCUUCUGUAACUGUGAAGGGGAUCAACACCCAACCACCAGCUAUGCUGGAGGACUCGUCUGAUUUGACUCUUCCUUUCAGGAGAAAGCUACUAAAGGGCUUGAGUCCAGGCCACACCAUCACAGUCAAGGGUCAGGUCCCUGUCUAUGCUCACAGCUUCUCUGUAAACCUGCACGUCAGCAACUCUGAGGACAUCGCGCUGCACCUAAACCCUCGGUUCAAGUCCGGCUUGUUUGUUUGUAACUCGUACCUGUCAGAGUGCUGGGGCCCAGAAGAGCACACCCUGCCCAGCUUUCCCUUCACCACAGGAGAGUACUUUGAGAUGAUAAUCCUGUGCGAGGCGCAGCAGUUUAAGGUGGCCGUGAACGGCGUUCAUCAGCUGACCUACAAGCACCGCGUACAGGACCUGAGCCGCGUGAACGAGCUGGAGAUCGUCGGGGACCUGCAGCUCCUGGACGUUAAGAUCUGGUAACCGACAUCCCAUCUGAACCCUGCAGCUUUCAGUAAAGACCUGGAGACCCAGCACAACCAAUCUCAGCCUGCAUUGUGUGUGUGUGUGUGUGUGUGCACAAAACCAACUAGUCUGGCUUUUACCCUUCUCAUGCGCUCCUACUGAUUUAAAGGACACGGUUUUGGCUAUACUGUAUGAUCAAUACCAGUGCUCUUUUCUUAUGUAACCUUUAGUACCUACUAAGCUUUGGCAAAUAAUAAGGGAGGAGAUCCAGUUUUGUCAGCGUGUGUGUGUAGAAUUUUGGUAAUGUGGGCCAAAAGUUUGCUGUGGGAGCAUUUUAAUUUCAUCCAAAUGUACACAAUUCUCCCUUUACAUAAAAAAAAGACCUGAUGGGUGUCGUCAUUAUACGGGGGUUGGGGUUCGUGAUAUUGCACUGGAGCUAAGAUCAAUGUAUCGUAUAAACCACCUGUUAAGUUGUUCAAUAUCUUUUAAAAGGUUCUGACACAGAAAGUAGAAAGAAGAAAAAAAAACAGGACAUUUUUUAUUUCUCAGUUUGUAGUUACAGCGAUACCUCAGCAUACGGACGCCUUAACAUGCGGAAUUUUCUGCCUUAAGAACUGAAAUAUUGCAAGAAAAUAGCCUCGGCAUGCGAAGCAUUUUCAGCAUAGAAGCGCUCGAUUUGUUUGCACGUUCAUCCGGCCAAAUGAAGUAAGUUUACAUAUAUAUAUAUUUUUUUGCAUUUUGGCAAGAUUUAGUGAAGUCACUUGUCCCAAGAGGAAUCAUAAAUUAAAGUUAAGUAAAGUUGUUUAUUUAUUUCAUACUUAAUUUUAUUUGCAAGUCUUUUUUUUUAUUGUUUUUAGAUGCAAAAAAUAUAAUUAUAGUGUUGGAAAUCUGUUAUAUUGGUAAUAUUUUUGGGUGGCUAGAACAGAUUAUCUGCAUUUACAUUAUUUCUUGUGGAAAAAUGUGUUUCUCAAUAUGAAAUUAAGAAUACGCCUCCGGAACGGAUUAAAUUUGUAUGCCGAGUUACCGCUGUAGAGACGCAGGAAAGUGCUGUGGCUUAAUGUUAUCAGGCACAUCUGUAGUUCUUAGAUGUUUAUAUAAUUCCGAUUUAAUUGAUAUGUUUAAUUAAUGAAUGAAUGAAUGAAUUCAGUAUUUUCAGUCGUACACAAUAUGAUGUGCUGGUGGUGACGAUCUGAACAUGCAGUUUGCACAGCGUUAUACUAGCGGCUAUAUGAUAAGCUGCCUUUAAUUAUCAGCCUCAUAGCUCUAGGAAGGAUUAUGUAAAUUUUUUUGUUCUUUCUUCUUUCAAUGUGUGUCCAUGAAUGGAUGGAUGGAUGGAUAGAUAGAUUUAGGGUCUAAUCAGUUUAUGAAAUACAUGUUUGAAAUGUUGUUUAUAACAUCGCCCAAGGAUAUAAUAUGGGAUAUUGAAUAUCAUGUCGGAAAAUCAAAACCAGAAUAGAACGAAAAUUCUAUUACAUGCAAUGUAAUAAAAGUAAACAAAUCAAAGGAGCGUUAAAGAAUCACACCGAGGCUGCCUCCGUUUUUUUUUCCAACAUCUUUUUUUUCCAUUUCAGUCAUUUAAACCAGGACCCUUCAGGCCGGAAUCGAAUAUAAAAUUAUCCUGCUUAUUGCAUUAAUAACAAAGCUUUAAGUUCAUUUGUUUGCAAGAGUUCGGGGUAAGUGACGAUAUUGAUUUGUUUUGAGAGAAUGGAAAACCUCACACAUCUCCUGCUCAAUGCUGGGCUAAAAAAUUAGCAGACGUCUUAGUUUAAUGUCCACCCAGAUGUUCAGACAGAUGUGUUUGGUGUCAAUGUGUCAGGAAGCCCACGAUAUACAAGGGUCAAAUUCAGUUCUAUGCAAGUCAUGAACAGCCUAUUUUUAUUUAAUUUUUAAAAAAAAAUCUCCAAUCAGAGAGCGUGAAAGGUGCUAGCGCUAGCGUUAGUUUGUUAACAGACCAAUUUGACACCAAGUGUCCUUGAAGUAUAAGUGGAAAAGACUUUGCACUGUGUUAUGUUUCCGUUCUAAUUUUAAUGUAAUGAUUAAUAAUGCAUGUGAAAAGACUUAACGACGUCCUUAAUGAACUACUUUUUUCUGUCUCUAAUCUGCUCACCACAAUGUCUGUCCAAGUUACACACGUGUAGUAUUUGUGUAACAAAUGAUAAAAAUGUAAUGAACAAAAUAAAUGUUGAAACGGGUUGUUUCUGUUUUCCUCUCUGAAA
Molecule: messenger RNA, 3216 nt
Organism: Clarias gariepinus (North African catfish)
Lineage: Eukaryota; Metazoa; Chordata; Actinopteri; Siluriformes; Clariidae
Gene: lgals8a
Product: galectin 8a
Exons: 9
Coding region: 80-1018 (312 amino acids)
Molecular function (GO): carbohydrate binding
Source: RefSeq, a predicted model, not a curated record